AUGAUGGAUGGUACUUGGUUGUCCAUAUAAAUUUUCAAUUAUGUGCUCAUCAAUAAAUUUUUAGGCAAAGGAGCUUUAGCAAUCGUAUACAGAGGUUAUCUUCAAGAAGACAAAACUUUCCAAAUGGCUAUCAAAACAAUAAAAAUAGCUGUAAAUUUGGAACUAUUAAAUUUUAUUAUAGACAAUCCUUCAAAAUCAAAGAAUGGUUGCUUAAAUUAGAAGAGAAAUAAUUAUCCUUUAAAAACUCGAUCAUCCAAAUAUAGUGAAGAUAUUUGAUGUAGCUCGUACAAAUAACUAUUUGUAUAUUGUUCUUGAAUAUUGUGUUAAUANUAUAACAUAUUACACAUUAUAGUUUUUAAUUCUCUUUACCCAAAGAGAUAAUAAAUUUUGGUAUGUAAACAUUACACAACAUUUCUUUGCCUUUAUGCUAUUUAAAAGGUAAAUUUAUGAUUGCAAGCACUUUCUUAUUUACUUCUUAAAAGGCAUGCAUAAAUUCUUUGAUUAAAGUUUUAGGUUACUCUAUUCAACUGUGAGUUAUUGCAUCAAUAACAAGAUCAUAAUCCUUCAAUAAAUUAACUAAAAAGUUCUUAAUUAUUUAACAAUCGACAUUUAAGAGGAUCAUUAGGAUAUAAUAAAACUGCAUCAACUUUCACUAUUCUUUCUACCGAAUAACGAACAUCUACCAAUCAGAAAUAUACGUUUUGAUAAGAUAAACUUUAAAAUCUUAUCCAAAAAUUAAUAUAACUCUUUAUAAAUAGAGCUACACUCUAUCCUCCGAUUUCAGCAAAUUAUGCUUUUGGAUAUCCAUAAUGUUUCCAUUAAAUUUUAAAUCUCAUUUCCUUUAAGGUCAUAUAAAGAUUAUACAGGUAGUGAUGUUAAACUAAUAGCAGAGUUGAGAAAAAUACAAUACUAAUAUUUGUUAAUAUUUAAAUAAUAAAAAUAUAUAUUUGGAUAAACUAAGAGGAUUUAACAUAAACUUGUUGUUAUAAGUUUUUGA
Molecule: messenger RNA, 997 nt
Organism: Paramecium sonneborni
Lineage: Eukaryota; Ciliophora; Oligohymenophorea; Peniculida; Parameciidae
Source: the annotation of a GenBank genome assembly